GACAACCCAUUUUUAGUACCCAAAUUUACAGCAGUUUCUCUUGGGCAUUCGGCGGCAUCUAGUUUGUUCGUGGUAGGAGCAAUCGAUUCCCAGUUAUUAGAAAUCGAUAGCAAAUGGACAACAUAGUAGAUUCCUUAAACAACGCCUACCAAGAAUUCGUUGCUUCGGCAGCUAAUGUUCUGGAAACUAAGGAAUCUUCGGCUACUCAAAAGACGGCUGCCACUGAUGCUGCUUUGGAGAAUUUAAAGAAGAAAUGGGAAUUAUUCAGAGUUUCUUGUGAUCAAGCUGAGGAGUUCGUUGAGUCCAUCAAACAAAGGAUUGGAUCCGAGUGCCUCGUCGACGAGGCCACUGGCUCAAUGGCUGGGAAGUCCGGCCAGCAGUCGACCGGCCUUCCUCCCAUAAGUGCUGUUCGUUUGGAGCAGAUGAGUAAAGCUGUCCGGUGGCUUGUCAUUGAGUUGCAGCAUGGUUCGGGAAAUGCGGGUGGCGCUGCAGCUCAUGCCCACCCGUCGGCUCCUUUCGAUGCUAGAUUCCCGGAAGAUGGUGCUCAGUAGGUAUCAAUUAUUGUUUCUACUCUGGAACUCCAACAAGUGGCUUUGGAUGCUUGAUACAUAUUGAUUUUAUAAUACAAUUCCAUUCUUGUUUCAUUUGUUCACCUUGAGUUGAAAUGUAUGGUAAGUAUUUGAUGUU
Hibiscus syriacus is the source of this 687-nucleotide messenger RNA. RefSeq names its product mediator of RNA polymerase II transcription subunit 32-like. The record is from RefSeq and is a predicted model, not a curated record. The transcript is spliced from 2 exons. Bases 114 to 551 code for a protein of 145 amino acids. Gene Ontology annotation, biological process: leaf senescence; regulation of DNA-templated transcription; cold acclimation. Gene Ontology annotation, cellular component: mediator complex. NCBI's taxonomy places the organism in Eukaryota, Viridiplantae, Streptophyta, Magnoliopsida, Malvales, Malvaceae.